This is a messenger RNA of Hemiscyllium ocellatum (epaulette shark), 5642 nucleotides long. RefSeq names its product beta-1,4-N-acetyl-galactosaminyl transferase 3b (gene b4galnt3b). The record is from RefSeq and is a predicted model, not a curated record. Gene Ontology annotation, cellular component: Golgi cisterna membrane. Gene Ontology annotation, molecular function: acetylgalactosaminyltransferase activity. The transcript has 20 exons. NCBI's taxonomy places the organism in Eukaryota, Metazoa, Chordata, Chondrichthyes, Orectolobiformes, Hemiscylliidae. The coding region runs from base 316 to 3915 and encodes 1199 amino acids.
UCUAAUAGAGGGUGGUGUUAGAGAUUCGAGAAUACUGUCUCUGAAAACCCCUGCCUUUCGAAAGGAAAUAUUGCACCGUGUGGAUGCAGAGGCGGCAGGGAGAGGUGCAGGGAGUCUGAGUGGGGAAGGAGGGGGUGGGGGGAGCUGCUGUUGUCUGUCCCUCCCUCUCUCUCCCCAUGCGGACCGUCACUUUGUUACAAUGAGUUGGAGCUGGGGGUUGAGCCAAGCAGCGCCUCUGCCGCCCGUACAGUAAGGGAACAAAGGCAGCAGGGACAGCCUGAUUAAUUUAUACAGAUUAUUUAUUUAAUAUCAAGUAUGCACAGGAUUAUGUUCCUCUUUCCUGUCAAGAAGAUUCGGAAACAUUUCAACGUGCUGAUGUUUGUAGUGAUUGUGGGGCUUGGAGUUUGGGCAGCUUACCUGGAGUUCGUAGCUUCGAGUGAGUGGAGAAGAGGCGCCGUCAAGCCCCAUCGAGAAUUCAGAAACUGGAAGGAACAACCUCAUGUGCAACGCAACAAAGUGCCUGGUGUCGCUCGGGACCUGGAAUAUUAUAACCAAAGAAAGGAGGAGACAGGAAAUGAGGAUCUUGACAGCAACCAUUGGCAAGAAAGUCAUGAAUUGAAUUUUGUGGGAAUGUGGAGCUCUGAGUUCAUGGGACAAGCAAAUUUGCACAUAUUUGAAGACUGGUGUGGCGGUUCUGUUGAUCAGCUCAGGAAAAAUAUUCAUUUCCCUCUCUUUCCACAUACACGGACUGUGGUCAAGAAGUUGGCGGUGGCACCAAGCUGGACCAACUAUGGGCUCAGAAUAUUCGGCUAUAUCCAUCCCUAUGCAGAUGGUGAAUUCCAGUUUGCUGUGGCCUCUGAUGAUAAUUCUGAAUUCUGGCUGAGUACAGAUGAGAGUCCUUCAAAUCUCACACUUCUGGCGAAAGUUGGAAAGACUGGUAAGGAAUGGACAGCCCCUGGAGAAUUUGGAAAGUUUCAAAGUCAAGUCUCCAAGCCCACACAGUUGUUAUCCUUUAAGAAAUAUUUCUUUGAGGUACUGCACAAACAAAAUGGCAAAGGAACAGACCACAUAGAAGUUGCAUGGCGACUUCGCAAAACUGGCCUUAAAUUCAGCAUUAUUGAUUCGAAGUAUAUCUCACUUUUUGUUAAUGAGUCACUGAUAAAAUUAAAUGAGGUUCAGCACAUUCCACAGUCUAUAGCAAGCCAUAAAAAGAAUUACGGUUACUCCAGCUCACGCAGAGACCAUCCAUCAGAAAUGCUGAAGUAUGACCCUCGUGACAGUUUCUUCCAAUUGCCUCUAAUCGAUAAGUCCCAUGUGCACAAAGUGCUGCCUGACUGUAUUUACAGACCCAGCUAUAUAAUUAAAGGAUUCCCGCUGCUCCGUUACCAGGGAUUACAGUUUGUUCAUCUGACUUAUGUAUAUCCUAAUGAUUACACAAGGCUAACUCACAUGGAGUCAGAAAACAAAUGCUUUUAUUAUGAGAAUACCUACAACUUGGACAGAUUUGGAUUCGAUAGAUACAUGAAAAUGGAUAAACCACAAAAACCAAACAAUGAAAAGUUUCAAAAUCCUUUCAGAAUAGUGGGCAAAGGAAAGCCAAAUAAGCAGAUGAAUAAUAAUGAGGAAGAACUGGGGGAAAAUGCUGAACUAGAUGAGGAAGAAUAUGAAGAUGAUGAUGAUCAAUUUCCACAAUUAGUGGUUCCAACGGCUGAAUUCCAAAAGCAAAACCAAAAGAACAUUAAGGAGUUUGCAAAUAAAAGAAAUCAUGGAUUGGCCAUUCAGAAGAAAUACUUUGCAAAACUACAUGAUAGACAGCAAGCAGUCACUGUCAAAGAUUAUGGCGAUGACUAUGAUGAUUAUGCUUUUAAAAGGAGACGAAAGUUGUUUUAUGUUGUAGAUCAGAAACCUAGUGAUAAUGCAUUUGGUCUUACUAAGACUGUAGACCCUGAGAUAACUCUUGCCAGUAAAGGAAUGAAGGAUAGGAACAAUGAAACUACUUCUUUUGAAGAAACUGUGCAGGGCACCCAGACUCUGAGGCAAAAAAUAGCUAAGAUCUCCCACAGUUCUUCAAAAAAGUCUUCAAUAUCAGAUAGGCAAUCAGCAAAAUUACUUGUGGGACAGAAGGCUAGAGUUAACAGUACUAAUCAGAAUGUUUUACAAAGAGAAAAUCUAAAUAUUGACAAAAACAUUAGUAGAGUUGAAUUUCCUGAAAGGCAAAUUCCUAGAUUAAGAAAGAAACAAGGAGAAAAGAUUAUUCAAAAACCAAAGAGGAUAAUUAAUACUCAGCAGCCACUUGCCUUGUUAGGACAAAAUGUGAACAGGAAAAAUGGCACGUUCCUGAACAAAAAGGGAAGUAAGAAGAGUACAAAUGUAUUAACAAAUCACACAGAAUUGACCUCACCUCCCACCUUGCAAGAGGAAGUUCUUCAUGAUCAAAAACAAAUCAAAGUCUCUAACAAAUCUAUUCACGGUCAAAGGAAUGAAACGUACAAUGGUACUGAGAACACAGGACUGAAAUCCAAGUAUUUUCUGUCCACGAAGGAGCUGCAGCCUGCCAAUGUAGAAGACCAGAUGGACAGAAUUCCACCACUUCCAAAUGUGCAAAGGCAAAAAAAAGAGCACGAGUACCGUGAAAAGAAAAAUAUUGCAGUACCAUGGGGGUCAAGAGAUAAAAUUAAAGAAAAGUUGCAAGGGUUUGGGAAGAAGGGGGAGAAAUGGGGACAUAUUUCUUCAAUGGAUACAGAAACCAACAGUAAGCAGGUAAACGAAGAAGAGGAUGAAGAUGAAAUGGAAGAGGAGCUGAAUGUUUACCAACAUGUAUAUGACAAAGCAGUUAGUUGGGAACAGACUUUCACAGUAAACAAUAUAGACUUCAAUGCUUUACGGUCAGACUGGAUUGAUCUAAGGUGUAAUGUUUCUGGAAACCUGCUGAUGAAAGAACAAGAGGCUCUGGAUGUAGCUGAAAUGUACUUAAGAAAACUGAACGAGAAACAUAAAGGAAUAUAUACACUUCAUCAGUUGGUCGGUGUUGAAAAGCGCCUUGAUCGCAUACAUGGAAGUCGAUAUCUCCUGGAACUUGCACUGUUGGUGAAUAAAAAAACGAUGGUGCGAGUAUCAGAGUACGUUUAUGGCCUCAACAGAAAUGGUUAUUAUAUGGAUGGUGAUGAUGGACGGAAGAGGAGAAGUGUUUUUAGGCACAGAGGCCGGCAACUCAGAGAAAAGCAAGAAAAGAUUAUGCUGUGUGCACCAAGUGGAUUUAACUGGCAGCGCAGUGCCGUGGUACACUUUAUAGUUCCAGUUAAAAAUCAAGCCCGGUGGGUGCAGCAGUUUAUCUUUGAUAUGGAAGAGUUGUACAGAGCUACUGGAGAUGAGUACUUCAAUGUCAUCAUUACUGAUUACAGUAGCACAGACAUGGAUGUUGAAAAGGCCUUGAAACAAAGCAUGCUGACCAGGUAUCAAUAUGUGAAACUUGAGGGGAAUUUUGAGCGCUCAGCUGGUCUGCAGGCUGGAAUAGAUAUAAUAAAGGACGAUCACAGCAUUGUUUUCCUGUGUGAUCUGCACAUUAACUUUCCUCCAGGCAUAAUAGACAGCAUCAGAAAACAUUGUGUGGAGGAAAAGAUGGCAUUUGCUCCAAUAGUAAUGAGGCUGAACUGUGGCUCCUCUCCACAGGAACCUGAAGGAUAUUGGGAAAUGAAUGGAUUUGGCUUGCUAGGAAUCUACAAAUCGGAUCUUGACAGAAUUGGUGGGAUGAAUACAAAAGAAUUCCGUGACCGUUGGGGAGGAGAAGACUGGGAACUCCUGGAUAGGAUUUUCCAGGCUGGGUUGGAAGUGGAAAGACUAUACAUGAGAAACUUCUUUCAUUUCUACCACUCCAAACGUGGAAUGUGGAAUAGGAAGCAAGUCAAGGUGACGUAGUUACAGUGACCAGAGGAAGUCUGGCUAGCAUGCACUUUAUCCAGUCAGGAUCGAAUUAUCCUGUCCAAAAACAAAUGGAGUACAGUGCUGUCUUAGGCAAAAUGUAUCUGAAGACAAGGAAAUGCUGCUGUAAUAACUCAGGCUACUAAUAGCAUAGGUUUUGUGAUCUUCAACCCAGGAAGUAUAUUACAAAGAGCCUCUCUCAGUACUUAAGUUUGUAAGUGGUUAAAAAAGCUUAACAAGAUAUUUUAUUUUUUUUAUUCAAAGAAAUGCUAUGAUCCUGAUACAUUUGGGUCUGAAAUGAAGAGUUAUGCUAUGGAACAAUAAAGCAAAAAUAUAGAUUGACAUUUUUCAUUUGGAGGACUAUGUAAAACUGAAAUAAUAGUUCUAUUUUUGGGGUUGCACUGUGUGGUACUAUGAUAUUCACAGGUCUAUACAGAUGCACAGUUUCGUCUUCUCUCACAUGAACAAGUUCAUGGGUCUACCAGGGUGAUCAUUUUUAUUGUCACAAAUUAAAAACUUGCUAAUACUUUGGAAGUUACGUCUUUCAUUGGAAAUUGAAUAAUUCAAUAAUUAAAAUGUUAUGCAUCAGGAUUCUACAUUUGCCAUAUUUGUAACCAUUUAAUUUUGGGAAGGGGAGAUUAAUGAUCCUAUUUUAAUGUUUAAAUACUUUGGGAAAUAUUUAAAAGAAACAAGGUUAAAUUCAUUCUCUUUAAUUAGUAUUAUUACCACCUCGGUUGGUAAUGUUGAGCAUGUGAUUUUUCUUCAUCAGUGUACAUUUUCAGGAUAAUGUUCUUGUUACUAUUUCCAUUUUUAAGACUUUGAAGAGUUUACACUCACAUAUAUUUAGUGAACCCAGUAUAUUUUUGUCUAUUAGCAAUAAGGCUACAUGUAUGUCUCAGAAUUUCUAGGCAUGGUUGUGCAUGACACAUAGCUGUGAUCUAGUUUCAUUUUAGAUGCAGGAUCAUCUUUGAGUAAACAUACAUAAACUACAAUGAGGGAAAUUACUUCAAUUGUUCUUUUAACAUACAGCCAUGGAAUCAAAUGAUUCAUUGUUGGAGUAAGUUGGUUAAGUUAUACUUUGAUGCAAACUGUGUGCACACAAAAUAUCUCAAGUCUCCUUUCAUUCUCCUAUUUACAGAUCUAAUUUAACACUUUAAAUACAAAUUAACUGUGCACCUAUACUUUUACUUGAGUAUGCAGAAUACACAGGUAUUUUUGCUACCUUGUGUUUGUAACCAAGUACCUCAAUUAUGAGUCUUAUAUAUAAAAGCUCAUCACAAAAUUCAGUCAGAAUUUAUUUUUCUAUCAAGGUAGAUGUGAGAACGUUAGGUACUUUUCAAACACAUUUUGGGUACUUAAGCAAAAACAAUAAGUCCUGGAAAUGCUUAGCAGGUCUGGCAGUAUCUGUCGAAAGACAGAUUUGCAUCAAGUAUGUUCUGAAGGAAAGAUGUAUUCGACCUGACUCCGUUUCUGUCUCUACAGUACUGCCAGACGUGGUGAGAAUUCCCAGAACGUCCUGAUUUGAUUUCAGAUUCCCAGCAUGGACAGUAGUUUGCUUUUAUUUUGGGUACUUAAAUAAACAAGGAAACCAACAAGAAACAUUAGUGAUGUCAAGUCACUUUUGAUCAAGGUUCUUUCCAAGGGUGUAAACUUUUGUAUUACUGUAGACUUUGUUUUUAACUGUAUUUGUACAUUGUAGUGGUUGGCUUUAAUAAUGCUGGGAU